Molecule: messenger RNA, 843 nt
Organism: Dujonia railenensis
Lineage: Eukaryota; Fungi; Ascomycota; Pichiomycetes; Serinales; Debaryomycetaceae
Source: the annotation of a GenBank genome assembly
AUGUUCCCUCGCACACUCAGAUUAGCCUCUCGUACUCCAUUAAGGAACACUCUUAGGUCACGCAUUGCUUUAAGGAGCUUAUCGAGCCCAGCACCAAGGUCAGGCGGAAACCCAAAGGGUAAGAUCUUAAUAGGAGUCGGAUUGUUAGCCCUCGGAUCUACCAUUUUUGCAGCAACUUACAACAAAAAUGAUCCUAAAUCUGCAGUUGAUCCUUCUACUGCAGCAGAGGUGCAGCAGAAGUCUAAGAAAACGUUCAAAGACGGACAGAUCUCUGUUAUCUUUGUUCUUGGAGGACCUGGUGCUGGUAAAGGUACUCAGUGUGCUAACUUGGUUCGCGAUCAUGGAUUCGUCCACCUUUCUGCUGGGGACCUCUUGAGAGCCGAACAGAAUAGAGAAGGCUCCCAAUACGGAGCUUUGAUUGCACAGUACAUUCGCGAUGGGCUCAUCGUACCACAGGAAGUGACAAUUGCGCUAUUGGAUAACGCUAUUAAAGAAAAGUUCGAUAAGGAAGGAGCCACCAAAUUCUUGGUUGAUGGAUUUCCAAGAAAAAUGGACCAAGCUCUCACCUUUGAAGAUAGCAUUGCUACCUCUUCAUUUACUCUUUUCUUUGAAUGUCCUGAACAAGUCAUGCUUCAGAGAUUACUUGAAAGAGGUAAGACCAGUGGUAGAGCUGAUGAUAACAUUGAGUCUAUAAAGAAGAGAUUUAGAGUUUUCAUCGAAACUUCGAUGCCGGUAGUUGAAUAUUUUGAAAAGCAAGGAAAGGUAGUUAAGGUCAGCUGUGACAAGCCAGUGGAUGAAGUUUACAAUAGCGUGAAGAAGGCAUUGGCUGAAAGAGGCAUUUAG